Pseudozyma hubeiensis SY62 is the source of this 1365-nucleotide messenger RNA. RefSeq lists its product as hypothetical. The record is from RefSeq and is a predicted model, not a curated record. The coding region runs from base 1 to 1365 and encodes 454 amino acids. The transcript has a single exon. NCBI's taxonomy places the organism in Eukaryota, Fungi, Basidiomycota, Ustilaginomycetes, Ustilaginales, Ustilaginaceae.
AUGAAGCUCAGCUCGUCGUUUGUUCUCGCUAUUGCAGCAGCCUCGUCUGCCUCGGCAUCGCCCCUCCUGCGCCGUCAGGACCCAAGCUCGUCGGUUGGAGGACUUCCUACCCCUUCAGCUGUCUCCUCUAUCCUCGCCGGCCCCAGCAACACGCCUACUGCAUCGAGCGAUUCCGCCUCCGCUUCCACCACCUCUUCGGCCGCCACCCCCACCGCGACAGGCGCCGCUACCACCACCUUCAAUGACACGCAGAUCCUCCAGUACGCGCUCACGCUCGAGCACCUCGAAGCAGCCUUCUACAAUCAGUCGCUCUCUAACCUCUCCACCUCCGACUUUGAGAAUGCUGGCUACAAUGCUUCCACUCGAAACCGAAUCUACGCCAUCGGCCUAGAUGAGGCGUCCCACGUUGCCUUCCUUACCGAGGCUCUUGGCAACCAGUCGGUCCCGGCCUGCACCUACAACUUCAGCUCUGUCACUGAUGUUGCCAGCUUCCUCACCACCGCUCGUGUUCUCGAGGGAGUUGGAGUGUCGGCAUACCUCGGCGCCGCUCAGAACAUCACUGAGAAGGCUUACCUCGAGGCAGCUGGCUCAAUCCUUGUCGUAGAGGGUCAGCACCAAAGUUAUAUCAUUGGUCAGACAAAUGAUGGUGGAAAUGCCAUUCCCAGUGCCUUCUCUACACCUCUUGACUUCAAGCAGGUGUACUCCCUGGCAGCACCUUUCAUCGCCUCGUGCCCUGACAACGCCACUCUGCCCCUCACCGCCUUCCCCACCCUCUCGCUCACCGGUGGCGCAGCUAACGGAUCCUUCACCCCUGGUCAGCAGGUGACCGUCUCGUACGACUCCAGCAACUCCACCUCUUCCGGCUCUGGAAGCAACAGCACCUACCUCGCCAUCAUCCAGGGUGUCACCGGACCGCAGUUCUUCCCUCUCGAGGGCAACUCUUCCCAGGUGACUCUGCCUAGCAACCUCACCGGUGGUCAGAUGUACGCUGUCGUCACCACGUCCAACAGCACUGUUACGGAUGACAACACUCUCGCUGGUCCCGCGGUUGGAUACGUCAACAUCCCCCUGGCUCAGGCGCCUGAGGCUACCGCUGCGUCGUCUGGCUCUUCUUCGUCCUCGGCGGCCAGUGCUACCGCAAGCGGUAGCGCCGCCGGUGGUGCCGCUCCUACUGGUGCUUCCACCGACUCAGCCGCUCCUACCGGUGCCCCUACCGACUCGGCCGCUACGCCCUCCGCAACGGCCAGCGGUAGCGAUUCGAUCGUCUCGACCGAGUCGGCUAGUCAGACCGCUUCCCAGAGCGUUGCUCCUUCGCUCGCUAGCGUCGGUUCGGCUAACUUGCCCCAGCCCACUUCUAGCAUGUAG